CCUUUGCUACUUGGACUUGGCGCAGGAGAGAACACUGUGAGCACCCUGGGACGGCUGGUGCUGAUUAUAUGGUUGUUUGUGGUCUUAAUUAUCAAUUCGAGCUACACAGCUAGUUUGACGUCAAUCCUCACGGUGCAGCAGUUGACAUCACGAAUCGAAGGGAUUGACAGCUUGAUAGCAAGUAACGAUCCAAUUGGAGUUCAAGAUGGGUCAUUUGCAUGGAAGUAUUUGGUUGAUGAGCUCAACAUUGCGGAAUCUAGACUCGUCAAGUUAAAAACCAUGGAACACUACAUUGAAGCCCUUCAGUAUGGACCGAAACGUGGUGGGGUAGCUGCCAUUGUUGAUGAGCUUCCUUAUAUUGAGCUGUUUAUGUCCAACACCAAAUGUAAAUUCAGGACGGUGGGGCAGGAGUUUACAAAAAGCGGAUGGGGAUUUGCAUUCCAAAGGGAUUCUCCUCUUGCUGUUGACUUGUCGACCGCCAUUCUUCAACUCUCAGAGAAUGGCGAUCUCCAAAAGAUCCGUAAUAAAUGGCUUUCGCAUAACGAAUGUUCUAUUCAAAUGAAUGAAGUUGAUUCAGACCGGCUAUCUCUGACAAGCUUUUGGGGCCUGUUUCUUAUCUGUGGCGUUGCAUGCUUUCUUUCUCUUACGGUGUUCUUCUGCAGAAUCCUUUGUCAAUACCGCAGAUUUAUCCCGGAGGCCGUGGAAGGGGAUGUGGAGGAGAUUGGACCUCCUUCCAGGAGAUCUAGACCCUCGAUCCGAUCAACUAGUUUCAAGAACCUCAUGGACUUUGUAGAUACGAAAGAAGAAAAGAUCAAGCACUUGCUUAAGCGAAAAGGAAGUGAUGGCAAACAUGAUGAAGCUAGCAAACAUGAUGAAGCUAGUCCUAGCUCUGAUGGGCAGGCCCAUUCACCCUCUUAAGGAAGAUUUGCUCUCUGCAUUCAGCUGGUAACCACACUAUUAAUGAAAAAAUUUAUGUAUCUAAUAUCCUUGUGCCAAAAGUUAAUUAGGUAUAUAGAAUAACAUUACAUGGUUUAGAAAAACAGAAGGAAAAAAGAAAUUAUGAGAAGAUCCUUUUGCUAGUUGUAGACCAUUUUGUAUUGAACAA
Prunus avium (sweet cherry) is the source of this 1105-nucleotide messenger RNA. Lineage: Eukaryota; Viridiplantae; Streptophyta; Magnoliopsida; Rosales; Rosaceae. The record is from RefSeq and is a predicted model, not a curated record.